AUGGCCCCAGCCACCCGUCCGCUCCUCUGUGCGGCUCUGCUGCUGCUGCUGCUGCUGGCCACCAGCCGCCAGGCUGCAGGAGCGGUUUUGGCCACUGAGCUGCGCUGUCAGUGCCCGAGGACCAUACAAAGGAUCGAUUUCAAGACCAUCCAGAGCUUGAAGGUGACGCCCCCAGGACCCCACUGCACCCAGACAGAAGUCAUAGCUAUUCUCAAGGAUGGUCAGGAAGUUUGCCUCGACCCUGAAGCCCCCUUGGUUCGGAAGAUCAUCCAAAAGAUACUGAACAAAGGCAAGGCUAACUGACCUUGGGAGAAUCAGAGUGUGGGCUGCUGUACCUGAAGGAGAAGAAUCAAAGAGAAGAAAACAAACAGCACUCAUGAAGCCUGGAUUGUUCCUGAUGUGUCUUCCUGUUUAAUUAUUUAUUUAUAUAUGUAUUUAUUUAUUUAUUUUUCAAUUCUCAGAUAAUGUAUAUUUGUUGUGAUAUUUAAAGAUAUCAGUGUGUCUGGCAAUUCACUGAGAUAUUUUAAAAGGUCAUUUUAAUGUGCUAAGUCAAAGUUAUUUUACUUACGUAGUUGGAAGGUGAUGGAUUUUUAAAUCUUUUCACUCAUUACUGUCUGAGGGAGUGAGUUAGGCGCCAGCUACAUCAUGCCUCUCCUAUGAUAGGCUGGGGACAAAUGGGGGGACACAGACAUGCAGUCAGAUCACUUUCAAGGUAGGAUUGUGCAUGUACACAUCAAUUUUGUAGGUAUUGAGAAGAAUAGAAUAGCUGUUAUUUAUUUUCCAGUUUUUUUUACACUAUGUGAGCAGUAUUUCUGAUGUUGACUUUUUAAUAACUGUAAUGUGAAUAUCUCUUGGACAUUUUAUGUCUUCUUUGUAAGGCACAGUGCCUUGGCUAGCAAUUAUUUUGUCAUGAUUUCUCGUGUCU
Molecule: messenger RNA, 925 nt
Organism: Peromyscus eremicus (cactus mouse)
Lineage: Eukaryota; Metazoa; Chordata; Mammalia; Rodentia; Cricetidae
Product: C-X-C motif chemokine 2-like
Exons: 4
Coding region: 1-303 (100 amino acids)
Biological process (GO): inflammatory response; cellular response to lipopolysaccharide; chemokine-mediated signaling pathway
Cellular component (GO): extracellular region
Molecular function (GO): chemokine activity; CXCR chemokine receptor binding
Source: RefSeq, a predicted model, not a curated record